Plectropomus leopardus (leopard coralgrouper) is the source of this 3332-nucleotide messenger RNA. RefSeq names its product WEE1 G2 checkpoint kinase (gene wee1). NCBI's taxonomy places the organism in Eukaryota, Metazoa, Chordata, Actinopteri, Perciformes, Serranidae. The record is from RefSeq and is a predicted model, not a curated record. Gene Ontology annotation, molecular function: non-membrane spanning protein tyrosine kinase activity; ATP binding; magnesium ion binding. Gene Ontology annotation, cellular component: cytoplasm; nucleus. Gene Ontology annotation, biological process: mitotic cell cycle; protein phosphorylation.
AUAGGAAGAAGGCAGCUCUUGACUCAUUCAAACUUUGCUGUAAACAUUGGUUUGCUUUUAUUGCGAUAAGAUGAGUUUCGGUGUCGGCGAGCCAUCAAGAAGGUAGAUACGGACACUGAUACUCGACUGGACCCGGUAGUUGUAGUGCUUUUUGUUAGUUUAACGCCAACUUCGGGACGUUGCUCUUACGGAGAACACUAACAUUAGCCAACGGUGCCAUUUCUCAGCAUUGGAGGGGCGUGUUGGAGUUAGCAAACAACUUUCCUGGGAUGCUAACGGACCUUAAAGUGUUUUACAAAACCUUUGGCCACUUUUAUUCGAACCAAUACCUUUAUUAUAAGGUAGUUUGACUUUGACUAGCUUCUUGUUUUUGUUUUUGUUUUUUAUUACAAACGCCACAAACAGUGGUGGGGGUUCCAACCGCGUGUUUUUCCCGUCGACGCCGCCGGGGUUUAAAUCCUGAAAAUGUCGAGCUACAGUCGCCAUCGACACGGAUCACCCUGUCCUAAGAGUCUACCAAUUCGCCAAAAACUACAGUUCGCAUCCAGCGACGGGGAAGACGAACUCAUUGAGGACGUUAACAACAGCACCGGAGGGGAGUCUGGCUUCACGGAGAUGGAUUCCCCGAUGCCAGUGCGGCGGGGCACCGGGGGAAAACGGCUGGAAGGCGGCAGCAGUCCCCUGAACCAUUCCGGUGGGGACGACGACGUGGAGCUUUGGGACGAGGAGAGUUUUGGUUCCCCGUCUCACUUGCGAUCACCGAGCAGUGUCCUCUUCGCCAACUGCUCACCGUCACCGAGGAAGGCGUCUCGGCUGUACGGAGGUUCACCGGAGCGGUCGUAUGUGCAGGACGACGGGGAAGGAUCCAGCUCCCCGAUCCCAGACUGCCCCGACACACCUCCACAUAAGACCUUCAGAAAACUCAGACUGUUUGACACGCCGCACACCCCAAAGAGUUUGUUGUCCAGAGCCAGAGGAUCUGGCCCGGGAUCUUCCAGCAGGAGAGUUGCCCUGUUCAAGAAUGUGGAGCCUUCAGGAAAGUCAAUCACAGACAGCAGCAGGAGACAGCAGACCCCUUUGGUCAACUUUAACCCCUUUACACCAGACUCGCUGCUCAUCCAGUCUGCCACACAGCAAAGAAACAACAGGAAGAGAGCACACUGGAAUGACUCUUGUGGAGAAGACAUGGAGGCGAGUGAUGGUGAAGGAGAAGAGGAAGUGUUGCCGCCAUCCAAGAGGAUCACCAUGAUGGAGAGCAACAUGAUGUCCAGGUACACCUCAGAGUUCCUCGAGCUGGAGAAGAUCGGAUGUGGGGAGUUUGGGGCUGUGUUCAAGUGUGUGAAAAGACUCGAUGGCUGCAUUUAUGCCAUCAAGAGAUCAAAGAAACCUCUGGCAGGAUCAGUUGAUGAACAGAAUGCCCUGCGGGAGGUGUAUGCCCAUGCCGUGCUGGGCCAACAUCCCCACGUGGUGCGCUACUACUCUGCCUGGGCUGAGGACGACCACAUGCUCAUCCAGAACGAAUACUGCAACGGCGGCACGCUAUCUGACGUCAUCACGGAGAACUACAGGCGGCUCAGCUACCUAUCAGAGCUAGAGCUGAAAGAUCUGCUGCUGCAAGUCACACGAGGACUCAAGUAUAUCCACUCUAUGUCUCUGGUGCACAUGGACAUCAAGCCCAGCAACAUUUUUAUUUCACGGAAGUCUGUAACAAGCUGUGAUGACUGUGACGAAGAUGAAGGACUUACCACCAGCAUUGUCUACAAAAUAGGUGAUCUUGGUCAUGUGACACGUGCAAACAAUCCACAAGUGGAGGAAGGUGACAGCAGAUACCUGGCCAAUGAAGUCUUACAAGAGGACUACAGUAAUUUGACAAAGGCGGACAUCUUUGCUCUUGCGCUGACUGUUGUCAGUGCCUCAGGAGCUGAGCCUCUUCCCACCAACGGAGACAAAUGGCAUGAUAUCCGACAGGGAAAACUCUCUGCCAUCCCACAAGUGCUUUCUCCUGAGUUUCUCAGUCUACUCAAGCUGAUGAUCCACCCUGAUCCGAGUAGACGACCAUCAACUUCUGACCUCAUCAAACACCCGGUGCUCCUCACUGCUGCUAGAAUGAGCGCCGACCAGCUGCGAGUCGAGCUCAACGCAGAAAAGUUCAAGAACGCACUGCUUCAAAAGGAGCUAAAGAAGGCCCAGCAGGCUCGAGCUGCAGCAGAGGAGAAGGUUUUGACCACUGACAGGAUCUUGACCCGCUCCACAGUCCAGUCAAACCCCAGAACAUCCAGACUUAUCGGCAAGAAGAUGAACAGGUCAGUCAGCCUCACCAUCUACUGAGACUUUAAUCCACACUGACAGAAAAUGACACACAAAGGCUCAUGGACCUUUCAAUCAAAACCCGUUCAGAUGAAACGGCCUCUUUAGUUUUGCUUUGGAGAGAACCCUGUCAGUGGUGGUCGAACGCAUAGACUGUUGAACUCAUCCGAAAAAGACUUUCUUUGCCAACAUAGUUCAGCCCCUUUUUUCCAAUGGAUUUUUCUUUGGAAAAUAAACUCAGUCCUGAAAGGUAGUUACUGUACCUUUUUACACUCUAUCAUUCCGUAAGUUUUGCAUAUACGUCAGGCUCUCUCUCCGUUUCUGUCCUUGCACUUCCUUCGACAAAGCCGAAGCCGGUUGGCAGCGGAUCAAAGCCGCAGUGAAGCUCUGUUCAGUGUGAAUGUACUUGCCAUGUGCACCUUACUGCCUGUCAAAAGCCUGAUGCUGGGUACCAGAGGGUCUGAGAACUGACGAUUUCUGUGUUUGUAAUGGAGCACUUUGCAGGCAACAUCUGGAACUUGCCACAUUUUUGUAAGAAAAAAAGAAAAACUCUGCUGCUAUUGAUGUUUUGUGUGUAUCAGGGUUUGGCCCAUUUCAGGUUGGAUUGCUCUAGAGGUCAUUGGCUCUUAUUUUCAAGGAACAGGUGUCCAUGCCCCCCAUUUAAUGUUAAUUCUUCUGUUUGGACGGAGAAUGGAUCAUGUCACUUGAGGAAAGUCAUCCGUUUUGUUUGAAGUACCAAAACCAGUGAGCUAACUCAUUAUUUGUGAGAUCAGAACUGAUCCAUGGUGUUUUUGAAUUCCCCUGUUGAUUGGUGCUGCCAACCCUGCCUGUAGCAUUAGAACAAUCAUUGUCCUGUUCUUGAGGUUCUCACGUGUUGUGUUUUUCCCCAUGAUGCCCAUCUUCAGUUACUGUUUAAAAAUGUUUUUCUCAUCUUUUUGUUCUUGUAACUUCUAACCUAAAACAACCUUUGUGUUGUUGAAACUUGUACAUGUUUUCUUUUAAUAAAUUCUCACCACCUACCCCUU